Molecule: messenger RNA, 1825 nt
Organism: Bufo bufo (common toad)
Lineage: Eukaryota; Metazoa; Chordata; Amphibia; Anura; Bufonidae
Product: serine/threonine-protein kinase Nek11-like
Exons: 15
Coding region: 1-1650 (549 amino acids)
Biological process (GO): protein phosphorylation
Molecular function (GO): protein kinase activity; ATP binding
Source: RefSeq, a predicted model, not a curated record
AUGGAUUUAACUGUGGACAAAGACAGGACAGCAGCCAUGUGGCAGAGUGGCUUUUCUCCUGGAUCUCAUGUAAUGAAGAGAUAUGUGGUGCAGCAGGAGCUCGGCAGCGGGUCUUUUGCUACUGCGUAUUUGGUGGCUGAUUUAAAAGACAGGGAAUCUCAGAAAGUCAUCAAGAGAAUCCCAUGCAAUACCAUGAGAGGAGACGCCACACUUCCUUCAGCUAGAGAGGCCAAACUUCUAGGUAGCCUCAGGCACCCCUCCAUCGUCCAGUUCUUCGGAAGUUUCCUGGAGAAAAAAGAUUUCUGCAUUGUUACAGAAUACUGCGAGGGCGGAGAUCUUCACUGUUACAUCCAGGAGCAGAAGGAGAGAGGUGAGAACUUCAGUGAAGGACACGUCAUGGAAUGGUUCAUCCAGCUACUUCUGGGAGUGAACUAUCUUCAUGAGAGGUUAGUUCUGCACAGAGAUCUGAAGACGAAAAACAUUUUCUUGAAGGACGGGAUACUGAAAAUUGGUGACUUUGGCGUGUCGCGGAUUCUUGCCCCAUCCGAUAUGGCCACUACUAUAACAGGAACUGCUUACUACAUGAGCCCAGAGGUAUUCUCUAACACAGGAUACAACACAAAGUCCGAUAUCUGGUCUCUGGGCUGUAUUCUCUAUGAAAUGUCUUCUCUCGCACGUGCCUUUGAUUGCCCGAGAUGGAUCAAGCUCGUCUCCAUGAUUGUGAAUGGUCCCAGUCCUACUCUUCCCCCAAAAUAUUCUGCAGAGCUCAACGACAUCCUGCAAAGAAUGCUGAUGAAGAACCCGGAGCUUCGCCCAAGUGCCGAAGAAAUCUUACAGUUUCCUUAUGUAACGCACAGAGGACAGGUUCUCUCACAAUGGCUGCAGGAGGUGAUCCGUCAAGACAGAAAAGACUCAGUGGAUGAAGAUGUCACCAGGAUCGCAGCUGCCAUGCAAGAGAAGCUCCAUCUAGAUAGUCUACAGGCUAUGAGGGUGGUGCAGGAGAUGGCUCCUCGUCAGCGGAGAAGAAUUCGUCACGAAGAUGAGCCAGAGACUCGUAUGCUGAAGUUAAAAAGAGCGGUUGAAAAAGUUUACGAUGAGAAUCGGCAAAGAAUGGAGCACAACAGGAGAUACAAAGCUAAUGAUGAUGUCCUUUGGGUGGAGGACAGGACUUCAGAGGAGAAAGACAUUUGCAGUGAGGGGGAGGACAGCGAAGAAGAGGAGUCCACUGAUGGGUCAGUUCUCACAAUCUCUUUGCCCUUGUCAGAGCAGCAGAGUGGUACAUUACGUGCCUACCAGAGCUGCCUGCAGAGGUUCCUGGACUCCAGCAGUGACUCCACCGAAAUUCAGGAAUCGGUUCCUUGGGAUUCAGAGGACACAACUGUAUCUGUCUGCAGCGAGCAGGAAAUUGCACUUCUCAGACAGGAAUGUGUUCGGCUGCUGGGAGAAGACGCCUUUCUGGAAGUUUACAAUUACUGGAAACAAGUCUGCAACCAGCAGGAUUCGGACACUGUGGAGAUAGAAGACGAGACUCUGCGCGAACCUCAAGUCAUGAAGCUGCGUCCUGAUCCCUGCUACAAAGUGCAGCAGCUCCUGUUCUUAGAAGAACGGAUAGAAGCGGAGUCCCCGGAGCCCUCCUUUACAUGGCUAUAGGGCUUUAUUUUUAAGUCACGUCUACGUUGCGUUCAUACUGCGGUCCUGAACUAAUCAGUCUUUGAAGUUGCCCAUAGAUGUGAAAUAUGGUUUCCUAUAUUACCACAAGAAUAUGUGUCUGCUGUAUUACUGUCAGUGCAAUACUUAUAUCUCCGGAGCCACAGAUACAGAUUGU